This is a messenger RNA of Poecilia reticulata (guppy), 1827 nucleotides long. NCBI's taxonomy places the organism in Eukaryota, Metazoa, Chordata, Actinopteri, Cyprinodontiformes, Poeciliidae. The record is from RefSeq and is a predicted model, not a curated record.
UCUAUUGAAAAUGUGUGGAUUAUUCUUUCCAAAAAGUAUCUAGUUAAUGGGGGGGGGGAUCCCAACAUCUUAAAUUCAUUCUUUUAAUUUAGCAAUGAAUAGGGUUUGAGUUAUUCAUCCUGGAUGUUUAUCAGAGUCUGUUGAUGGUUACAAAAAUUGCAUGGUGUGGAUGUUUAAAAACCAAACAAGAAACAACUUGUAUUCAAGUUGUCGUUUGCUUACACCACCCUGGGAAAAAAAUACCUAAACUCUAUGAUAAUAUUGCCAAUAUUUUGUACAUAGAGAAACUGUCUAUUGUAUAGUAGCAAAUAUAAAACAUUCCUCAAUAUUUGUAUUUUUAAAUUAUCAGGUAUCCCCCUGAACUUUACCAAUGUGAAUGAACUGGCCAAGUUUGUGACUAUGGUGAUCUUCACUAGCUCAGUCCAGCAUGCUGCUGUGAACUCUGGACAGUUUGACUAUGGUGGCUGGAUGCCCAACCUGCCAACCACCCUGCGACGUCCCCCACCAUCCACAAAAGGGGAAGCAACUGAGGCCACAAUACUGGAGACACUGCCAGACAAAAGCACAACACUUGCAGCCAUGACCACAUUGUAUUUGCUGUCUAGGAAAUACAGUGACUUUGUUCCUUUGGGCACUUACCCUGAGACUCAAUUCACAGAGGAGCAACCCCUGAAGCUGAUGGAAAAAUUCAAAGAAGAGCUGCAAGAGCUAAGUAAAGUUAUAAAGGAAUGAAACAUCAAACUGGAUGUCCCAUACAAAUACCUGGACCCAGAAGAGAUUGAAAAUAGUGUGUCCAUUUGAAAAUUAGAUGAUCAGAUAUGUUCCAUAUCAAAUUCAGUCACCGAUUCACAAAAAUGAGCUAAGGAGGAAAUGCAUGUUUUACCAAUCUUUUCUGGUGUCGCACAAAUGAUAGUCUUUUGGGUCUUUAUUGAUAACAUAAAGCAUGGUGGUUCUGCAGCAUGACUAGUUAAGGUUGUUUCUUGGAUUAAGAAACCAGCUACCAAGAUCAAGUACAAAGUAGAACCUCUUUGGGAUACUUGGAUCUUGAGAUUUGUGCUUAUUGUUGUUUCACUGCAUAAAUUAAUCAGUGUGCUUCAUCUACCUUGCGCAACUAUUGUAAUAGUUAGAUAUUGUUGACCAAAAAUCCAAAACAGUACAAAUACAUGUAAUACGUUGUAGGCUCUAGUUUGAUUAGUAGGGAUUUUUGAUUAGUCGAUGUGUAAACAGUGAGCAUAUUUGUAUGUAUUGGUGUUUCAACUGAAAAAUAAACAUGUCUGGCCUGUGGAUGUUAUGGUGGGGUGACGGUUAAACUUACUUGUUAAAUGAUCUAUUGUCAGAUUUCUAUGUGGAGAUUGCUGAAAUGUAUUUACUAUCUUGAUGAGUGAAAAUUUGAGUUUGUAUUUUUUAGAUAUUAAAAUGGGGCUAUAGUGUGGUCUUCAAAAAUGACUAGACAUUUGAAAAGGGUUACAAAAAUAUUAAGAAACAGAAUUCAGUUGUUGCCAGAAUAAGAUUUUUCAUUUUAGCUAAAAAAGUGUUAUUUUGCUUUCUUUAUUCAAUUAUUUUCAAAUGACUAUUGUAUUGUUAUGGGUGGUGGAUUUACAUUUGUUCUGUACUUUGCUAAUUACCUAAAUUGCUCUGUAAUUUUUUUUUAUUAAUCUUAUGGACCACCUGUGACAUGAUUUGAGAACCAGUUCAAUCAAUAUGGAAACAGUUCUAAUAUUUCAGGUGAUAUUUUAAUGACUAUUUGUUUAAAAAGUUAUAACACAAGAAGUAAUACAUAUUAUGGCACACAACUAUGAUUUUUGAACUAUGUCACAGAUAUUAGAU